GAGCUGAACAUAGUACGAAUAAUCUGAAAAAAGAUAGGCACUGCAGACUUCAGCAAAUAUAAAUUACAUAAUUCAUCAAGAUGAGGAAUAAAGAAAUGGAAUUUUUGGCAACUAGUACACCAAAAAAGGCGGUGAAAGUUCAAACUUCGUUAAAACUUGGUGAGCAGACCGUCAAUCAAAUACCGAAAUCGAAGAUUUGUUACCCUUCGCCUAUAAAUACGAACGAUGGACAAAAUGGAAAAGAAACAAUAUCAGAAGACUUUCCUCCAUUAAAUAUCCCGAGAUUUCAUGGCUCUGAAAACCCCUAUUCGCCAGAAUACCCAAGAGAUCGCCAAAAAAAAUCAAAUAGCCCUAGAACAUCGCAGGAUUCAGGAAUUGCUACCAAAACACAAAUUUUCCAAGGAGACUCAAAAGGUGAUGAAGCUGACGUAAAUAAGAUAUCUGUUGCCGUAAGAAUUCGACCAAUAAGUAGUAGAGAAAUAUUAAAUGGUGGAGAAAAAAAUAUAAUAGAUAUCAGAAACAAUGCUUUGUACGUGGAUGCGGGUGCGCGAAAAAAAAUCAACAUGUAUAAAUUCAACGUUGAUCACAUUUUUCAGUCGUUCGACGAAAAUUAUCCCGCCUACGUUUCACAAGAGAAAAUAUACCAAUGCAUUGGUGCCCCCUUAUUGGAAUCAGCUUUCAAAGGAUACAACGCCUGUCUCCUAGCGUAUGGUCAAACUGGGUCUGGAAAAAGUUUCAGUAUGAUGGGCAGAAGUGAUGCGGAUAUAGAUUCCAAUGAAUAUUCCGGAAUAAUUCCUAGAUUUUGCAGAGAUUUGAUUGUUCGUACAAAUAAUUUGCCAGAUAACUCCUCUGCCAAUUUAAAGAUUAGUUAUUUCGAAAUAUAUAAUGAGAAAAUUUAUGAUUUAUUGGUUGUUGAAGACAUCUCAAAAAGAAAUACCUUAAAAGUCAGGGAGAACCCUAUUUCAGGAGCCUAUGUUGAAAAUUUAAGCAUAAAAGAUGUGAGAACUUAUGAAGAAAUUCGGCUUUGGUUAUUGAUAGGCAAUAAAAAUCGAGCCAUUGCUGCAACAAGUAUGAAUGAACAAUCAUCUAGGUCUCACAGUAUUUUCAGAGUAGAGCUGAAUUUCUUAAAUGGCUUUGAUAAUGGUGAUGAGGACAGCAGAAGUAGAAAGAGUAGUGUAAGUUUAGUAGACCUUGCUGGGAAUGAGAGACUAGUGAAUGACAAAUCAAGAAAUAGUAAUAAAGAAAACACACAAAGAUUAGAAGAGAAGCAUCGUGAGAGUAUUAGUAUCAAUAAAUCCCUCCUGACUUUGGCACAUGUAAUUUCAUCCCUUGCUGAUAAGAAAACUCAUGCACCUUACAGGGAUUCUGUUUUAACUAGAUUACUGAAGGACAGUAUAGGUGGAAAUUCCCUUACAACUAUGUUGACAACAAUUAGCCCUUCAAAUUUGUGUUUGGAAGAAACACUAGCUACCUUGAGAUUUGCUUGUAAAGCACAACAGAUAGUAAAUAAAGCACAAGUAAACGAGAAUCCUCAAGAAAAAAUUAUCAGGGACUUAAAAUCCCAAGUUUUAAAACUCAAGUUACUACAGAGUAAUUAUGAAAACACAAUGAAUUCUGAGAAAUUUCUACAACUUGAUGAGAGAAAUGAAAGUCAAAUAAGGGAACUCGAAAAAUUAAGAAUCAGGCUCAAUGAAACUGAAAGUAAGUUAGCAGAAGCCGAAGUAACCUGGAAAAAAAAAUUUGAAGAAAGUAAAGCAGCCCAACUCACAUCUUAUGUACAGCUUGAGAACCUUAAAGAAGAACUAGAAUCUAAAAGGAGAAUUCUGUCGGAUUAUAGCAAAUCUAUAGAACUAACACCCUAUAAAUCAAAUUUUUUGGAAGAACUUGAAUGUGUACUGAAAGAUAAUAUAGAAACAAAUAUAUCUUCUGAAUUCAGUAUUGUUACAGAUUGGUGUAGGAAAAAUUAUGUGAAUUAUUAUUCAAACUCACAAAGUGAUCUUAUAUUGACAGAUUAUAAGAAUAAAAAACAGGCAACAUUAACACUGAAAGAUUUAAACUGCUUGGGAAAAUAUAAAAGCGUUGAUGAUAUGAUGAAAAACAUAAAUUGGCGUUUCACAAAAUCGAAAAAACUCCAAGAAAAGGAUAUAAUAUCAUCAAUAAAUAUAUUGUACAGAUCACUUGCACACAUACAACCACCAGAUAUAAAUGAAGAUUUGGAUAUUCUAUAUGCAACAAUCAACAAAUCUGUACAAAAAUAUGAACACCUACUUCUGAAUCUGAUUCAAAAAGGAGAAUUAAGAAAUGAGCAAAAUUUAUAUGAGAAUUCUUUAAUGAAUGACUGAUAAUGCUAGCCUGACCAGAAUAUUUUUUGAAUAUAAUUUUAUUCAUUACCAUUAAAUUAUGUAUAUUAGUAUACAAAACAUUUUUUCAGGAAAGUGUGACUGAUCUUUUCAAGAGAAGAACUUGACCAAAAAUAUCAAAUUGAAUGUCUUAGUUUUUAUAUGUACAUUAGUUUGUAAUAUACAUAACUAUACUUACUACAGAGAUAUUAUAUAAUAAAUAUUAUUCCUUACAAACAUAA
Coccinella septempunctata (seven-spotted ladybird) is the source of this 2581-nucleotide messenger RNA. Its product is annotated as kinesin-like protein KIF14. The coding region runs from base 81 to 2342 and encodes 753 amino acids. Gene Ontology annotation, biological process: microtubule-based movement. Gene Ontology annotation, cellular component: microtubule; kinesin complex. Lineage: Eukaryota; Metazoa; Arthropoda; Insecta; Coleoptera; Coccinellidae. The record is from RefSeq and is a predicted model, not a curated record. The transcript is spliced from 2 exons. Gene Ontology annotation, molecular function: microtubule motor activity; microtubule binding; ATP binding.